CUGCUGGAUGCUCCAUGAUGGAUGAAGAGUGACAGAUCGGGGUUAGCCGCCAGGGGAGUCCAUUUUCUUUCAGCGCACGGUCCUCCUCGAGGAGAAAAGCAUGAGGAGGAAUGGACGAGAAACAGAGAGAGGAGCGACCGAUUUCCACCCCUCCUCUUUCCCUCUCUGUCACACUCUCUCUCUCCUCUCUACUCCAGUGCAUCGCAACAUAGUGGGCUUUACCCGGACUGCACCGCAUUGACGCUGCUGCUGCCAGCCGACCCAGCCCACUGAACUAACGCGCCAACAUACACACUCUUUUUAGGUGCUACUACCCACAGCUGGAAACUGGAUGCUGUGCGGAUUGUGAGUGUGUGUGUUUGUGUGUGUGGAUAUGCAACAAUUCCCUCUAUACCUAUCUUUGCUGCUCCUUCUCUGGAUCCGGACUCUGAUUCGCUGUCCUGCUCGGUAAUGUCAAGACUCUGGACGCGGGAGUGACUCGGGGAGGAGGCUCGGAGAUUAUUGCAGCUGCAGCACAUAUAGUGCACCACACGAAUUUGGGAUAUAACUUACAAGUCUGCAGAGCUCACGCCACGAAUGUAGCCAUGUACUUGAAACCGUGAGCUCCCCUCUGUGCUCUGUCUCCAACAUGGGUGUUGACUGAAUGGAAGAGUAUCCCCGCGCUGUCACAGAGGUAUGAGGAUGCACUUGUGAGGAUUAAAACUGUACUCACUAAUUCCUGGACCAUGCAGAUUCUGCAGCCUAGGACGUUAUUCGUGUUACUGGCCCAUGCACAUGUGUUCUUAUCUCUGAGACAUAAUGGAGAAGUGCGGAGUAAAGAGGACAGCAACACCAGCGCGUACGCUGCCAGGACUUUCCAUGGGUCAAUGCGGGAGAGUCAUCAAAACAAAGCCAGGGACCGUGCGCUCUCGGCGGGAUAUGCCACAGGUGCAUCCUCGGCGGAGCUGCAGGCGCAGCGGGCAAUUACCAGAGGGACCCUUAACUCCACUCACCCCUGGAAGAGGGUAAUUGCAGGAGAAACGAGGCGAUUUGGACACAACAAACGUGACUUCAAUAGGACCGUGACACCCAUGGAGGAUCCCAACGCCGUCUCACAUUGGGACCCGACGCGCCACCAUAAUAAGAGGAUAAAGUUGAAUGGCGGUCUGAGUAGUACGAGGACGCCAGCAGGUGGACACUACAAUGCGGCUAAGCCCUCCUCAAUGGGCCGGGGAGACGGAGGAGGGGGACCCGAGGAGGGAGACAGGCACAAGAGAGGCACAAAAGACGAGCAGAAGAAAGCCUGGAAGAGGGGGAGAACCCGGCUGAACAAAGGCGCAGUGCUCUUGGCUCAACCUCACGUGUCGCCUUGGGAACCCAUCCCCAAGCCUCUGGCCCUCACCUCCACCGACCUGCCCUUUGACCUUUUCACCAGGAGGCCCGAGUUCUUCACUUUCAGAGAGGAGAACCCCUGGGACGCCACGCCGAUCACCCCUCCCAGCUCGCAGGAUUUCGGAGACGAGAUCAAGAACCCCUUUUACCCGGUGACGAGUGAGACUUACGGCGCGUACGCGAUCACAUGCGUGUCCGGGGUCAUUUUCCUCGUGGGGAUAGCGGGCAACAUCGCUAUCCUGUGCAUCGUGUGCCAGAACUACUACAUGAAGAGCAUCUCCAACUCCCUGCUGGCUAAUCUGGCUGUCUGGGAUUUUGUGCUCAUCUUCUUCUGCCUGCCCAUGGUGGUGUUCCACGAACUGACCAAGUCCUGGCUGCUGGGGGAGUUCACCUGCAAAGUGGUUCCCUAUGUGGAGGUGGCGUCUUUGGGUGUGACCACCUUCACCUUGUGCGCCCUGUGCAUCGACCGCUUCCGUGCAGCCACCAACGUCCAGAUGUACUAUGAGAUGAUCGAGAACUGCACAUCUACUACUGCCAAGCUAGCCGUCAUCUGGAUCGGUGCUCUUCUCUUGGCCCUGCCGGAGCUCCUCAUUCGUCAGCUGGUGGCAGAAGACACGGGAAUGCCGGACGAGCCUCCUGUUGAACGCUGCAUCAUCAGGAUAUCCACCUCACUUCCUGACAUGCUCUACGUGCUGGGCCUGACCUACGAGGGCGCUCGGCUGUGGUGGUGCUUCGGCUGCUACUUUUGCUUGCCCACCCUCUUCACCAUUGGGUGCUCAUUGGUAACGGCGCGCAAGAUCCGGCGUGCAGAGCAGGCCAGCGUGCGCAGCAACAAGAAGCAGAUCCGGCUGGAGAGCCAGAUGAACUGCACCGUUGUGGCGCUGGCGAUCGUCUACGGUGCGUGCGUGGUGCCUGAGAACAUCUGCAACAUAGUUUCUGCGUACAUGGCGGCCGGUGUUCCUGAGCACACCAUGUCUGUCCUCCAUCUUCUCUCCCAACUGCUGCUCUUCUGUCGGGCCGCCGUAACGCCAGCGCUGCUGCUGCUCCUGUGUCGCCCGCUGGGCAGGGCCUUCCUAGACUGCUGCUGUUGCUGCUGCUGCUGUAACAACGCGCCGUCCUCGGCCACGGCCAGCGACGAUAACGAACACGAGUGCACCACCGAGCUGGAGCUGUCGCCGUUCAGCACCAUCCGCAGGGAGCUGAGUAACUACACACCUGCCGGCUCCAACUGCUAAACUGACAUUCCUCGUUAGGGAUGGAGAGUUCACUAGCCUGCUAUCUGCCUGUGGCUAGUAGUUCUCACACUUGGCUAGGAGACAUCUGCCUUACCUGGUCUGGUCACAUUUUUAAACGAGUGCAUGAAGGGAGUUGGACACUGAAUAAUCAUGUUCAGCCAGUGUCCUAUGUCCUCAACUUUCAGUCCUUACCAUUAUACUGUACGUUUGCAGUAACUGUGUAACCCUCAUUUCCCAGGAAAGCUGACAAAAAGCAAAAUCUUCUUUUCCCUCAUGCCCUGGGGUGCUCUUAAAACAGGGUCAGUACAUAUUUUUAGCAAUCCUGCCUGAAACCUUACAAACCUCCCUUGUGUAGACCUUGUAUGCCUAAAUAUCUUUGAACAGUUGGGGUGGUCUUUUAACCUGUCUGAUGUCUGGUUCCUCACAAGAGGUUUGAAUCAAGUUAAUUUUAUUUUAAUUAAGCUGAUUCUGAGGCAGAAAAACUAAACAGAAAAAAAACUGCUGGCCUCAUGCUUUUAGUGACAGGUCAAGGUAAUAAUAUUUAUAACUGUACAACGUACAAAUGAUUGUACAGAAUAAUCAUAAUGAGUUCUCUUAAAAUUAACAAAACAGUUUGUGAUUAUAAAUGUGUCUGGCCACCAUAAAUAAUAUUUAUGUAUGGGAAACUGUGCUGCGAAUCUAAGGGGAGAAAUAAUCAAUGCCAAUCACCUUCCAAAUGUGUCACUAGUGAAAUUAUGGGGACUAAGCUAAUUAAUCAAAGCGACCUUGUACAAUAAUUUAAACACAGCAUUCAUCCAGUAGGCUGACACUGCCUAUAGAUGUACAGGACUCGGUUUACAGACUACAUCAGCUGCAAUGUGCAGUUCAUAUAAUGGUGCACACAUGGGAACAAGGCUUCUGAUAAUUAAACUAGCGCAGGGCGUCUCAGCAGUAAUGACAGUUUGCAAGAGGAAAACACAAAGGAAAUAUAUUGCAUUGGAGAAUCCAAAUGUACACAACACUACAAACUGUAUAGUGAAAAAUAUCCAGUUGACUCAAACAUAACUGGGCUGGUCUCAGAGAACAACAACGUGGACUUGAGUGGAAUUAAAUGGUUUGGAAUGGACUAAUUGAAAUCACAUUAGAGUUGAAUGGAGCGGAAUGGAAUCAGAUGAAACACUACAGAUUCAAUUGAAUGAAGUGAAUAUGAAUAGAGUUGAAAGUAAUGGAACAUAACACCGUAGAAUAUAAUCGAAAGGGACGGACUCUGCGUGAACUGGACUGAAAAUGAAUAUCUGCACUACACUGUUGUAUCAUGUUACGCCUUACACUUUGGGCUGUAUAUAUACUGUACACUUUCUUUGGUGCUCUUAUGAUGAAUGCGCUGUAAACAACAAAUCCAUCGGUUCGACUUAGAAUCACAAGUAAUUGAGCUUGGGGCUGUUUCUGGUCAGGAAGACAGAUCACAGUUAUCUGCGACUGUGGAAUACAUCAACAACAGUGAGGUAAAGAGAAAAAAUAAAUAAAUGUAGAGUUUCACUGAGCCACAGACAGUUUAAAGAGAUCGCCUGAAUCUUUGAGUAUAAAUAAUGCCUUUAGGAAGAAUGACACUUGACACUACAAGUGUGGUGGCACUUUAUUUUACCGUACAGUAAUUACGUAAGUAGUGGUUAAUAGAUCACUAGUAAAGACUGAUAAAUAAAAGUAAUUAACAUUGUAGAGUUAUACUUUAAUAGAUGUAAUAAUUAAUUAGUAGCUACAUAUUUUUAUUACAUUGGUACAGAAAUAUAAUUAGUGGCAGUAAGUUCUGUUAUGUAACAUGUUAACAAGGACAGUAACUAUUAACCAUUUACUAGAUAAUUACACCAUAUUAUUUACUUAUAAAAAAAAAAAAAGUGCCAAUACUGCAUAAUACCACUGUAAAUACUAGUAAGUGCUGGACUGUAAAUAUAAGUGGAAUUAUAUAUUUGUACCAAUAGUCACUGCAAAGUUCAUAGUAAAUAAAAAGUAGAUAUUUAAUUUGUUAUUUUUUUUUUUUAUGAUUCCUGAACUGUAAAACAAAGUGCUACCAUGACUACAGCAUGUAAAUCAAAUCAAAGGCAAUACGGUAACAGACUGUUUGCUAACUCCCUCCCCUGAACGACUGUCCAGUCUUAGCUCAGCUACUGUAGCAUAUUAGGGGCGGCUGGUCUGUCAAGUUCAGGAUAACUCCACAUUCCAAAGUGGUGCCAUGAGCAAAGGCCUGUUUUCUAGUGAACAUAAUAUGUAGUAUUUCCGCACUGUGUGGAACCCGAUCCUGGAUGAUAUCAGAAUUUAGGGAAAUGUUAGCAUCUUUGUUGAUACUCCAGCAUCAUCAUUGUUAGCUUAGAUAGUGUUACACUGACUCAUCAGUAAGUCCUCAUCCUUUUCACUGAUAACGUUAAAAGUGAAAAUAUACUGCUUGAAAAUACAAAUAAGUAUCCAAGCAGACAACACUGUUAUUUUCCAACAUAAUAGUCUGGUGAUACAUUAUUUCUUAUCAUAUUUACAAUACUAGGAGGACGUAGUCCUACCCAGCAACAGUGUUGUUUCACGAUGUCUACAUGGAUCAUCAGCUUGUGGGAAUUCUGUCUUUAUGCAAGGUACAUGCAGCAUUAGCCUCACUCUUCUAUAUUUCAGACCCUUUAACAGGGUUGUUGUUUUCAAAUGAGUCUGUUAAUGUUAUCUCAGUUAGCUAACUAGCUACAACUAAGAAAAUCCUCCAGCAACACGAGUUACUGCAGCCGACAAACUCAUCAGUUGCCAUAAGAGGCUGCCUUUGUCUACAUGAAGGAUCCAUUCUGGCAGUAAUUACUAAGAAAAUCUUCCUCUUUUAUCAUAACAGAAAACUCCACAAGCGUAGCAACAGUAACUAAGGAGUUCAGGGCUUAGCAAACAGCAAAUUCUUGACCUCUUAUACCCUUUGCAGUUUCAUUACUUGGGUUUCUAAGGAGAACCAAUGAAAUGUUUUUCACAGUGUAUAAAUUUACAAGUGUAUUGUACUGUAAAUCUGUUUUCUUAAUCCUACUAAUCAGACCUGGGUUAAAACAUGGUUCAAACCACGAUGUCACUUCAUCACAACGCAGGUAAUUGAAAUUAUACUGAAAAAUGGAAAGCCCAAACAUUUGGUACCAUCCGGUGUUAUGGCAGACGUAUGAAGAGGAUUGAAGAAAAUGACUCUUACAAGCCUUUUGUUUGUUUGUUAAACUCAAUUUAAAGAAAAAAAAGAAAAAAAGAAGAGAGAUUACAAGGUGGUGAACUCUGUGAUGACCCAGGUGUGAUGUUCACUGGUAUACUGUAUAUUGCGAUGAAUCUUUUACGUACGAUUCUGCACUGCCAAACACCUUCUAUUUGUCUGUCUCUUGUGCUCUUGUGGUAGUAGCACACUAUCUCUGGGUGUCUCUCUCAGCGUGGAGGUCAGUUUGCUCUUAGCUCCAUCAAUACAGUGAGGGGAGUAUUGCUAUAAAUCAUAAAAAGGUUUGACGAAAGCCAGGUCCAGUCAUGCUCAAAACAUAUGUGUACACUAUGGAGAGAAACAGGGUUUUUUCUUUUUUUCCCUGCCCCAGCUCGAGGCAGCAGCCCUUUGGCUCAAAUCAACUCCAGUUUAUCAGCUCUAAGAGAUCCAGGUGGAUGUAGCCUCUGGUUGGCGCUGCCUGCAGUUCUUCAUGUUAAUAGAGGAAAUGGGCAACAACACAGCAGCUCUGCAACACAAUGCCCUGCAGCCUUUUUGACAACUCUUUUUAUUACCAUCACUAUCAGGCUAUUGUGGGCCAAUGUGUAAACCCGUCCAGAGAUUAUAGUGUAUAUGGCCUAGCACAAGCUGACUUUUUCUCUGUUAAAUCACUUUGGAAUUCCCACCCAUUUAUUUUAUUUUUUUUUUUUGAUGGGACUUGUGUGUAAACUGACCUCCUGAUUCUAAUUAUCUUUUUUCUGCAUAUUUCUGGAAGUAUAGCUCAUUCUAAAUGGCUCCGUGUGUAGUAACGUGGUUCAAACUAUUGAUGAAGUGAUUCUUGUAAAUCAGUCAGUGGGACGUUUAUUCUGAACUUUGUGAGUAUCCUCUUCACUCUGAGCAAAAUGUGUCUGUAUUUGAUACCUGAAAAUGUAAGCACACGGCCACUAUUGUCUCUAAGUCUAGUCACAGGUUUCUAAAUAGCUUUUUAUAUAGCCAAAAACCGUCCCUUUGUUUAUCAAAGAACUUCUAUCUUGAAAACUGUAUAUUAAAAUCCUAAAUGUACUAUUA
Seriola aureovittata is the source of this 6843-nucleotide messenger RNA. RefSeq names its product G protein-coupled receptor 37b (gene gpr37b). The record is from RefSeq and is a predicted model, not a curated record. Gene Ontology annotation, biological process: adenylate cyclase-inhibiting G protein-coupled receptor signaling pathway; positive regulation of MAPK cascade. Lineage: Eukaryota; Metazoa; Chordata; Actinopteri; Carangiformes; Carangidae. The coding region runs from base 726 to 2606 and encodes 626 amino acids. Gene Ontology annotation, cellular component: plasma membrane; signaling receptor complex. Gene Ontology annotation, molecular function: G protein-coupled peptide receptor activity; prosaposin receptor activity. The transcript has 2 exons.